Neoarius graeffei (lesser salmon catfish) is the source of this 2262-nucleotide messenger RNA. RefSeq lists its product as uncharacterized. The transcript is spliced from 6 exons. Lineage: Eukaryota; Metazoa; Chordata; Actinopteri; Siluriformes; Ariidae. The record is from RefSeq and is a predicted model, not a curated record. Bases 112 to 771 code for a protein of 219 amino acids.
UAAGCUGACAGUUUAUGCAGGUACAGGAUGCGGAAAUCAGCUGUCUGCUAGCAAAACGGUGGAGGAAAACGCUGCUCAGUGUGUGGGUAAAUCAUUACAGGUGGUCUGAAGAUGAAGCUUGCAAUACUUGGAGCUACAGGACUGACUGGGAAGCAGCUGGUAAACCAAGCGCUCAAGCAGGGCCACGUUAUAACAGCCGUAGUGAGGAAUCCUUCCAAACUGACAAUAAACCAUGAGAACCUUAAGGUGGUGGAAGGAAAUAUCUUCUCUGAAGACAGUCUGAAGCCACACUUCACAGGACAUGAUGCUGUUAUGUCUUGUCUUGGGUUCCCACCAUCUUUUUUCUCUGGAGUCACCGGCUACACUCGGUCUAUGACAGCAACUCUCAAUGCAAUGCGAGAGGUCAAAGUGAAUCGAAUCAUUGCCAUGACAUCAUGGUAUACAGAUCCUAAUUCAGGGACCAGAGCUUCAUUUUGUAUCCGCUUCAUGCUCUUGCCAGUAAUUCGGAAUAUUCUAAGCAAUAUGUAUGAGAUGGAGAAGCUUUUGGAGAAGACUGAGGACAUUGACUGGACUGUAGUCAGGCCGCCUGGGCUGCAGAAUACUCCAGUUACAGACAAAGAAUUCCUGACCCAUGAAGGUUACUAUGUGCCUGAUGAGAACGACUAUCCUCUAGGCCAUUCUGUAUCAAGAUCAGAUGUGGCUCGCUUCAUGUUGUCUCUGCUUAGCGACAACACCUGGACAAAGAAAGCAGUUGCUAUCACUACCAAUUGAUCUCACACGCAUUAAGAAGGCAAGAAAUUGGAGUAAUUAACUUUUGACAAGGCACCUGUUAAUUGAAAAGCAUUCCAGGUGACGACCUCAUGAAGCUGGUUAAGAUAAUGCCAAUAGUAUGUGAAGCAUUGAAACAUCUAACAAGCAUCAUCAAGGUAAACAGUGGAUACUUUUGAAGAAUCUGAAAUAUGAAACAUUUUUUUAACACUUUUUAUUUACCAUAUAAUUCCAUAUAUGUUCCAUGUGUUAUUUCAUUGUUUUGAUGUCUUCAGUAUUGUUCUGCAAUGUAGAAAAUAGUCAAAGUACAGAAAAACCUAUGAAUGAGGAGGGGUAUACAAACUUUUGACUGGUACUGUAUCUUCCAGGCCAUCCAUCACACAAUUAAUAAAUCAGGUGGAUCAGUAUUUCUAGCAGUAUCUGUUCAAUUUAAUGUUGGAAUUGGCAAAAUAUUUCAGUAAGUAACUUUGUGACACUAAUGCAUCAUUUUGAGCACCAGUUUAGUAGCAGAAAAAGCAUCUCCAGUGGGCAAAGCUCAUGAGCCCACAGAGCAGUUUUUUUUUUUUUUUUUUUUUUGGGGGGGGGCUUUUUCCACCUUUAUUGGAUAGGACAGUGUAGAGACAGGAAAUGAGCAGGAGAGAGAUCAGGAAAUGACCUUGGGUCGGAAUUGAACCCAGGUCCCUGAAUUUAUGGUAUGGCACCUUAUCCACCUGAGCCACGAUGCCCCACAGAGCAGUUCUUGUGUGUGAAUGGUACAGGGUGGUGGUAACAAUGUAAUGGUAUGGGAUGUUGGGGCUUCUAACACCAACUUAAAAAAAAAAAAUCAAUAUCGAGGCACAUUUUUGCCCAGUAUCCCUCCAGAUGGUGUUACCCAGUGAACAACUCAGUGUUGUAUGUGAACAGAAUAAUCUGUCUUAAGUGGGACACGCAUCAUUCUGUCCACAAAAUUGGCUGCAACUUAUAUAAACUAGACAAUUGGGCUUUCUCCACCUUUGGAAUCCGUUCCUGUUCUCAGCUUUGUUAAUCUGCGCUUUCUGUAUUGUUUGUCUUCUUUCUUCUUCUCAGGGAUAGGCUGGUAGAGGCAUGAAGAGGUGUUCAGUUAAGGAGUCUGGGAGGUGACAUUGGCCCAUGCAGGAAACUCAUUCAAAUGGAACAUUGCAGCACCCCAAGUUUGGACAGCAAAGUUAAUGCAGACAACUCCCAGAAGGUUCAGUACAAGUCCAGGCCUUAUAAGGAAGGACCUGAAGCGAGCAGUUCAUGUGAGGAAACCCACCAACAUCCCAGAGUUGAAGCUGUUCUGUACGGAGGAAUGGGCUAAAAUUCCUCCAAGCCGGUGUGCAGGACUGAUCAACAGUUACUGGAAACAUUUAGUUGCAGUUAUUGCUGCACAAGGGGGUCACGCCAGAUACUGAAAGCAAAGGUUCACAUACUUUUGCCACUCAUAGAUAUGUAAUAUUGGAUAAUUUUCCUUAAUAAAUAAAUGACCAAGUAUAA